Molecule: messenger RNA, 1854 nt
Organism: Papaver somniferum (opium poppy)
Lineage: Eukaryota; Viridiplantae; Streptophyta; Magnoliopsida; Ranunculales; Papaveraceae
Product: translation initiation factor IF3-1, mitochondrial-like
Exons: 8
Coding region: 136-1698 (520 amino acids)
Biological process (GO): ribosome disassembly; translational initiation
Molecular function (GO): translation initiation factor activity; ribosome binding
Source: RefSeq, a predicted model, not a curated record
GUCAUUUUUAUUUAUGACUGGGUAUGGGAGUUUUUGUUUCUCAUGUCAUGUCUGCUUAAAACCCUAAAGAGAAGACAGUUGCUGUAUAUCAAUGCGGUCGAUUUGAAAUUUCUCCUGAAAUUUCUCCUCUAAAAGAUGGUUUUCUUGUCUAGAAUUAGGCAUUUAAAAUCUAAGUCUCAACAAUUGAAAGCAAGAUGGUACUCCCAGGUUUCUCAUAGAGUUUCGUCUACAUCUUACAUCUCUGUAAACACCAAAAUCCAAGUUUUUCAGAAACCUAAUCCAUUCAUUAAACCAACUGGCUAUGUAUACAACAAUAUUAGGUCUUUUGCUGCUCCAGUUAAGGCUAAAUCUAAAUCGGGAGCUAAAGAUUCUAAAGGAACAAGGCUUAAUGAACAAAUUACAUCUGAUAUCAUUAGGCUUGUUAGCAACGAAGGGCAGCAUACAGUUGUUUCAAGGCGCGAGGCACUGGAGCGCGCAAAGAAGCUGAGUCUUGAUUUGGUUGAGGUUGGCCUUGACCAAAAGGAAAAAAUACCUGUUUGUAAGGUCAUGGACUUCCAUAGAGAAAAGUACGAAAAACAAGUAAAGGAAAAAGAUCGUACUAAAAACAAGUCAGAAGUUACUUUGCGCCAAGGGGACUGCAAAGAAGUUCGUUUUACAGGAAAAAUAGAACUAAAGGACCUUCAAAUGAAAGCUAAUGUGGUUAAGAGAUUGAUGGAGAAAGGCUAUCGGGUGAAGUGUACGGCAACGGGUAAAGAAGAUGAAGACUUUGGAGGAAAUUUAAGUCGUCUAACAGCUUUGCUAGAAGAUACUGCUGUUGUGGAAAGUGGACCACUGGUGGAGAAAAAGCAGGCUUAUGUAAUUGUCAGGCACAUUAAGUUUGGGCGCCCCAAGAGCGGUCCUUCCAAGAAAGUUGAUGUCAGAAAGGAAUCUACCAAUUCAACAACGAUCAACACUUCAGGUGAUAUUCAAACUCCGAUAAAGAUUGAUGAAGACUCUGGUUCAGAAUCCAACGAAGACUCAGUUUCAGAAAUACCUUCUCCAAUCAAAAGUAUAGAUGGAAAGCCUGAAAGGAAAAGUGUGUGGUCACCUAGUGAUGUUGCUGGUAGGGAGGCUGGGAAAACUAAAGGUUUUAUCGAUGGACAAAGAGAUGGUGGUAUCCCAGUCACAAAACCGCCAUUUGAGGCUGAGAAUCGUUAUGCCAGAAGAAAUGAACCUAGAACUGGCAUUCCACCGCCAAGAUUAUCAACUCAAAGCACACUCAAUGAUCCUAACCCGUUUGCCACUGUCCCAAAAUUCUCCCCUUCAAUGCAGCAGAAACCUGAUAUGAACAGGAUUCCCCCAGGUCCAAUGGACUCUAGGCGCUCAGCCAGACUUCAACUUCCACCUUCACCACCAUUGGUGGAAAAGAGGGAAAACGGUGCUUCAACAUUCAGAACCUUGAAGCAGCCAAUCCCUGAAGUAAAUAAAGAGAUGGGGAUUCCAAGAGCACAUUCUCGCCAAGGUAUUCCGACUUCUCCACCCCCAACAUCAGCGCCAGCACCAAAAUACGGAAUUUUCAGUAAUCAGAAACCUAGUAAUCCUCCUAACCUGCGGAAUCCAACCACAGGAAGGAAUGUAGAGGUAGAUUCAUCAAAUCAAAAAGCUGAGAGUGAGCAAAAGUCCAACGAACGGAAAUAUGGAAUAUUCAGCCGCAAGUAGAAUGUGUGACAGUUUUGAUAUUCUGUUCAGCAAGAUUGAGAAAUUUACUAGUUGAAGGAAUUACUCUCAUGUCAAUAGAACAAUUUGAUAAUCUUGAUUAAACCAAGAAAUGUUUCAAGUUAAUGAAAAGUAAAAAAUAAAAAAGUUAGAAUAUGC